UUGGUUUGCAGGCUAUGUAUAACUUUGCUAGUUGUGAUGUUUUUUUAAUUUACUUUGUAUUUUUUACAAUGUUGUUACUUAUUUGUUGUUCUUGUUUUGAUAAGGUACGUUUGAUGGGUGGCGAAAUAAGCAUCAAGGACAAAGAGCCAGGAGAAGCGGGAACGUGCUUCGGAUUAAACGUCUUCCUCAAGAUCAGCGACGCUGAAGAGCACAUCGAGCACGGGAGGGCGGUGCCGUCCCUAUUCAGGGAGCCUGGCUGCUUCAAGGGUGGGCAGUGCGUCCUCCUAGUCCAUGGGGACGAGACCCGGCGAAUCCUCCAUUCAUGGAUGGAGAACGUCGGGAUGAAGGUCUGGCCCGUCCCGCGUGCCGAGCUCCUCGCCCAGACAAUGGAAAAGGCACGCGCCACCGUGGGUGCCUCACAGUCUAGGCCAGCGUCGAUCUCUUCGUCGCAGGGAGGUGGUGAUGACUUGGAAGGUGUAGCUGACCGCUGCUUCAGCUCCAAAGAGAUGGUCACCCAGGUCCUACGGAACAGCAGCGGCAGCCACGUGGGGCACCUCCACCCCUUUGGCCUACUCGUUGUUGUCGACAUCUCCGGUGGGAGGCUCAAUGAGAUCCUCCAGGAGGCGCCGAGCCUCGCGAGGAUCAAGCACCAAGUUCCGUGCAGGGUGGCUUGCAUUACUGACCUCAAGACCUCCUCCGAGGAUUUGAGGAUGCUCAAGGAGGCGGCGAGCUGCGACAUGGACCUGCGCAAGCCGAUCCACGGCUCUCGGCUGCGCCAGCUCCUCCAGGUCAUGAGAGAGCUCCAAGCCUCUCCGUUUCCGCAACAACUUCCGCAUCAGGUUGGGGUCACCAUCAAUGAGCUGCCAACCGCAGAUCAGGCCGCUGCAGCGUCAUCUGAAAUCACAUCUGCGGUGACAGUGCCCCAGGAGCCGCCCAGGCUUGGAGACGACAAGCCUCUGGAGGCCACUGCCGCGUCAUCUGAAACCACGUCUGCGGCGGCAGUGCCCCAGGAGCUUCCCAAGCUUGAAGAUGACAGGCCUCUGGAAGGGAAGCGUGUCCUGCUGGUGGAAGACACGAGGGUGCUGCAGUUUAUCCAAAAGAAAAUGCUGAGCACUCUAGGUGCAACUGUUAUGGUAGCAGCGGAUGGAUCCGAGGCUGUGGCAAUGUUCAUCAAUGCUCUUGAGAUUGCAAGUGGUGGUGCUUCUUCAGAGGAACGGUUGGUCUUGCCCUACGACGUGAUAUUCAUGGAUUGCCAGAUGCCGGUGAUGGAUGGCUAUGAAGCGACAAAGCGCAUCCGCAUGGAAGAAAGCCGUUACGGGAUCCACACCCCAAUCAUCGCGCUGACCGCGCACUCUGAGGAGGAGUACCUGCAGAAGACCAUCCAAGCAGGGAUGGAUCUUCACCUGACUAAGCCAAUACAGAAGGAGCAACUUGUGGAGGUUGUUCAUCAGGUGUGGAAGGAACAUAACUGAUGAAUGAUGAUAUUUGUUUCUCUGGUGGCAUCGAGACGUGUGUAGUUUUCCAGUAAUUAUAUA
Messenger RNA from Lolium perenne, 1535 nucleotides. Its product is annotated as probable histidine kinase 2. The record is from RefSeq and is a predicted model, not a curated record. NCBI's taxonomy places the organism in Eukaryota, Viridiplantae, Streptophyta, Magnoliopsida, Poales, Poaceae. Gene Ontology annotation, biological process: phosphorelay signal transduction system.